Molecule: messenger RNA, 894 nt
Organism: Funneliformis geosporum
Lineage: Eukaryota; Fungi; Glomeromycota; Glomeromycetes; Glomerales; Glomeraceae
Source: the annotation of a GenBank genome assembly
AUUACUGCCAAUGGACCUCUGGUAACUAAACGUAAUUUUGCUGUUGCAGGUUACUAUGCCAAUGGACCUCUUGUAACGUUCGUUGCCAUUUGUCGACCUCCAGAGAGUCAUGAUAUGCCAAACAUCAUUAACAUUGUAAAUUCAAACUUAGCGCUGAGGUGGGAACGUAUCUUUCAUCUGCGUAGAAUAAUCAAUUUAAGCAUAAUCAUCGAGCUGGUUCAGGAAGUGAUUGGAUUUCAUGAAACGGCCGAGUUCAUUCCUAUUGUUAGAGAGGGUCGUCAGAUUAUUGAGGUGUGUGGAAAAAAUAUUAAAAAGACCUACAUUAGCCCUGAUGCCCAUGAUCGUGUUGAAAUGCUUGUUAAUAUUUAUGGAAAACUGAUGCAGAAAGGAGUACCGAAUGUUGAUCGUCUUGAUCAUGCUGACAAAGAAAAAGAUGUAGUGUAUCUUUCCCCAAAAGGAAUGAGCUUAAAUCCAAAAAAUCAGCAGGAAUUGCUUGAUUCAAUUACCUGUGUUCUUGAGAUGCUUGUGGUUUUGCAUGAUAAUGAACCUAUAUACCAUCAGGACAUCCGGUGGCCUAAUAUUAUUCAACUCCCUAAUGCUCUUGAUGUACCAUCAAAAUGGAUAAUUAUUGAUUGGAAAGACUCUGAUGGAUACCCAAAUAAUCUAGCAGACCACCUUACACAAGAUGAACAUGCUCCAGAAGUAUUUCAACAAAACCACGGUGGAGAAGUUGACAUCUGGAGUGUAGGCAAACUGAUUAUGGAUGCAAAUAGAUGGAUCAUCGGUCUUUCACAAAGAAUCACUCAAUUUGGAAGGGAUUUGCAAAGUGAUGAUAGACCAUCUGCUAAGAAAGCUUUGAAACGAUUUAAAAAGAUAAAAAGGAAAAUUUCUUAA